AUGGGGCAAGAUGAUCUGGUAGGGUUCUAUACCAAAAUCCUAGUGUUUGGUUGUAAACUGAAAAAGUUUGGAUGUUAUGCUUGGGGAGUUCUUGAGGAACCUGAGCUUCAUGUUGUUACUUUCUUUGAUGCCCUAUAUGCACUGAAGAGCAAUAUGAUAGAUCCUAAUGAUGCUCUUCAUAGUUGGGAUCCUUCUAUUACAAAUCCUUGCACAUGGUUUCAUAUUUCUUGCAACGGUGAAAGUAGCGUGACCCGUGUGGAUCUGGGAAAUGAAAACCUUUCGGGUCAACUUGUUCCACAGCUUGGUCAGCUCCCAAAUUUGGAAUAUUUGGAACUGUAUAGCAAUAACAUAACAGGGAAAAUCCCAGUUGAGCUUGGAAAGUUGACAAACUUGCUGAGUUUGGAUCUUUACUCGAACAACAUUAUUGGUCCAAUUCCAGAUGAAUUAUCCAACCUUAAAAAACUACAGUUCUUAAUUAGAUCUGUUGGAGUCAUUGCUGGAGGAGUUGCUGUGGGUGCUGCCCUGUUGUUUGCAACUCCAGUAAUUGCAUUUAUUUACUGGCAAAGAAGGAAGCCGCCAGAUUAUUUUUUUGAUGUUGCAGCCGAGGAGGAUCCUGUAGUUAGCUUUGGUCAGCUUAAAAGGUUUUCACUACAUGAACUACGAGUUGCAACAGAUGGCUUUAAUAACAAAAACCUUCUUGGUAAAGGUGGCUUUGGCAAGGUUUACAAAGGACGUUUAACAAAUGGUGAUCUUGUAGCGGUAAAAAGACUUAACCAAGAACGCAUCCAGAGUGAGGAGAAGCAGUUUCAAACAGAAGUGGAACUGAUCAGCAUGGCUGUGCAUCGAAAUUUGCUUCGCCUGAUUGGUUUUUGUAUGACAACUACUGAAAGAUUGCUUGUGUAUCCUUUCAUGGUUAAUGGAAGUGUAGAUUCAUGUUUACGAGAGCGACCAGAAUCACAACCACCACUUGAAUGGCCAGCUCGGAAGCAUAUUGCUCUAGGAGCAGCUAAGGCACUUGCUUAUCUGCAUGAUCAUUGUAUCCCAAAGAUUAUUCAUCGUGAUAUCAAAGCUGCUAAUGUGUUAUUAGAUGAGGACUAUGAAGCAGUUGUAGGAGAUUUUGGUUUAGCAAAGCUUAUGGAUUACAAAAAUACUCAUGUUACUACUGCCGUACGUGGGACACUUGGCCAUAUAGCACCAGAGUAUCUGUCAACUGGAAGGUCUUCAGAGAAGACUGAUGUUUUUGGAUAUGGUGUGAUGCUUCUUGAGAUAAUAACUGGACAGAGGGCUUUUAAUUUAGCACGGCUUGCCGUUAAUGAUGAGGUCAUGUUGCUUGAAUGGGUGAAAGGACUUUUGAAAGAGAGGAAGUUGGAGACACUGGUGGAUGCAGAUUUACAGGGAAAUUAUGAUGAGGAGGAAGUAAAGGAGGUAAUCCAAUUGGCCUUGCUAUGCACACAAAGCUCAGCUUUGGAUAGACCAAAAAUGUCUGAGGUGGUGAGAAUGCUAGAGGGUGAAGGUUUGGAAGAAAAGUGGGAUCAAUGGUGGAUGAAGGAGGAUAUGAUUCAAAAGAAUUACAACCCCUUCAAUGUUUACAUUGCUUAUGACUCAACUUCAAAUAUUCCACCAGAUGAACUGCAAGAGCUUGCGUUGACUCAAGUGUGA
Sphenostylis stenocarpa is the source of this 1659-nucleotide messenger RNA. Lineage: Eukaryota; Viridiplantae; Streptophyta; Magnoliopsida; Fabales; Fabaceae. The record is from the annotation of a GenBank genome assembly.